AUGGUUAUAGUAUCUCAAAUACCACGGGGACAAGAAAUUACGACGGCUAUUAUAAAUGACUUUAUAAGAGGGGAAAUAAUACAUGUAUUACUUAUUGGAACUCCAAGGAUUGAGCUUAUUGAGAUAA
This is a messenger RNA of Racocetra persica, 127 nucleotides long. Lineage: Eukaryota; Fungi; Glomeromycota; Glomeromycetes; Diversisporales; Gigasporaceae. The record is from the annotation of a GenBank genome assembly.